This is a messenger RNA of Lytechinus variegatus (green sea urchin), 775 nucleotides long. RefSeq lists its product as uncharacterized. The coding region runs from base 166 to 513 and encodes 115 amino acids. NCBI's taxonomy places the organism in Eukaryota, Metazoa, Echinodermata, Echinoidea, Temnopleuroida, Toxopneustidae. The record is from RefSeq and is a predicted model, not a curated record. The transcript is spliced from 3 exons.
GAUGGAUUAGGCGUGAAGUUGCCUGGUAUAUAGUUCUCAAAUUGGAGAACGGUAUAUAAGUCUUGGUAGAAUUUGAAUCCCUGGCAUUCAAUGAAUGAAUUGUAGCUGAGAUCUUUUAGGUUUUCUCCAUCGAUUUGAUCAGAGCUCUGUAUCCACCAGUUGAACAUGGCGUCUAAACUUUUCUGGACCAUCACGGUGUUCGUCUUCGUCGCGGCUCUCGCUGCCGCGUUGCCACUCGACGACGAGACAGAUGACGAGGAGUUCGAAAUGGUGCUAAAUCUCCUUGAAAAACGGACUAACGAACUCGACUUCGAAGCAGAUGACGAUCUCCUGAACGAGACGGAAGACGUGGAGAAAAGGGGGAGAGGCCAGGGAAGGGGACAGGGUAGAGGACGUUUCGUGCGUUGCAUCCACCGGGUAUCCGGCCAUAGCUGCAUCUGUGACUUGAGAAAGAAUAGGAAUAACCCAAGGUUCUACAGGGUCUGUGGCGGGCAAAAUCUAAAUCAGAUCUAAAAAAAAUCAUUUGUAAUGUUCAAUAUCUACAACGGGACGAUGCCUUGAAGUCUACCCAGGAGAUGCUGCACUGAGAGUCUGGUUGUCAUGGAAACACAUUGAUGAGUUUCCUUCUAAUGAAAUAUUUCUAACAACUGAAAUUCAAUUUUAAGGAAUGUUUUUUCAACUCUUUGUUGUUUUUUGUGCAUAUUCAUAAAAAUGUAUUUAUCAAUCGCCAGUCAAAGAAAACAUUAAAGUUCAAUUUCAUGGAAAGGGCGAAAGA